AUGUUUAAAGCAAGCGGAAGACUAAGGUCAUGUCUACCGCUCCAUUCAAAUGCGCAUUGUCGACCUGUGAGAUUUUUAUCAAUAGUUGACAAGCAAAAUUUCAAGAGCGUUUCUGAUGUCGUGACAAAGUUUGAAGAAAGAGGACCUGUGCCAUCAGAAGAAUCCAAAUGGGAUAGUUUUUUGAGUGCUAUCAAAACAACAAAUCCACGAUUACGACGAGAUAAUCAACAAGACUUGACUUUGCAAACAAAAAAAGACAUCGGUGCACCGGAGCAGCCAUCAGUUUCCAGUACUAAAAUAAUCAACCAAAGGAGCUCUAUAAAUGACAUUCAAAAUACCUUACUUCAAAUCGAAUCGAAAAAGGAACUCAAGGAAUUUUUGGAUUUGAUUGAGAAAAUGCAGGUUCCAGUAUUUAAUAAUUGCCCAUUUAUCCAGUUUCUUUUAAGUUCACGAAAAGAUGAUUUUCACGUUUCUAAUAACUUGUGGAUACGACAUCGGAAAGUUUGUACUCUUAAUAUAGAGCAGAGCCAAGUUGAUUGGGUAUAUUUAUACUUGUUCCGUUUUAAUGACAACAUUGUUCAUAUUCCAAAUUUCAAUUUACAAUGGAUUAAAAUCAGUGAACAUUUCCCAGAUUUGAUCCUGACUUAUAUGCUGAGUUAUCUACAUUCGCUAGUCAACGUGGGUCAGAAGGAACUUGCUAUAAAUUACUUACUGGACUGGGUAAAAGAUAAGAGAAUUGAUGUUCAACACUUUCCUAUAAACAAACUUAUCGAAAUUCUAAUAAGAGAGAAAGAUCAGGAAAUAUUACCAAAUGUAUUACACGAAUUGAAAGCAAAAAAGAUUGCUUCAAUAGAUGACAUGACAUGGGUAAAGAUACUUGAUUAUGGGUUGCGAAAUAGCAUUUACAAACUUGUAUUAAUUGCAUAUCGUGAUUAUAUAAUGAGACAAUACCCAACAGGCAAGAUACAUGCCGAGGAUGUUAUAUUGAACCAGAAAGUGUCCAACGAUUCUGUUUUAAACUCAAUGAGUAACAAGUUUCUUUUGGAUAUCUUACAAUGUUUUUCAGUAAACGGGGACGUUGAACUGACCAUGGACUUGAUCGAGAGUCAUUUCUUUCAUAGACUGUUGACGGGAGGCACAAAAAUGAACAAAGAUCUUUGUGUUCGUAUCAUCGAGAGCUACUGCUACCGACUUGAAGUGCAACGUCGACAGAAUAAACAGAAAAUAUCAUUUGAAGAUAUGCAAAAGCUUAUCGUAAUGAUUGAUCAGUUUGUCAAAAACAACUUGGAAGCAAAUUUACCGCUCAUCAAUGCACAAGAUCUUUCCUUACCCAUGAGCAUACUUUUUGGUGGUUCCAAUUCACAGCAUUCCAAAAAACUGCUAACAAGAAUAGAUAUAGAUAGGUACUUGGCAGUUGCUGAUAAUUUAGAUAUAAACAACAUCACUAAGGAUAUCUAUAUGGAUUGCUUAUUUGACUUUAUGAUGAAAAAUAGGACACAUCAAAAAACAUUCCUAGUAGUUGCAAUCUGCAAAGCUGCAUGGAAUCAAGUUACGCAUCUGUGA
This is a messenger RNA of Lodderomyces elongisporus, 1563 nucleotides long. RefSeq lists its product as uncharacterized. The transcript has a single exon. The coding region runs from base 1 to 1563 and encodes 520 amino acids. NCBI's taxonomy places the organism in Eukaryota, Fungi, Ascomycota, Pichiomycetes, Serinales, Debaryomycetaceae. The record is from RefSeq and is a predicted model, not a curated record.